This is a messenger RNA of Mycena citricolor, 1418 nucleotides long. The record is from the annotation of a GenBank genome assembly. NCBI's taxonomy places the organism in Eukaryota, Fungi, Basidiomycota, Agaricomycetes, Agaricales, Mycenaceae.
CGCGUCUCCAGUCCUCCAACAUCAAUGCCUACUACUUACGAAUUUCCCACUGAAAUGCCGGGCACUGAUCUCAAUUGGGCAUCUUUCUCGGCUUCUCUGCCAGGCUGAAUGGAAAGGGUCCUGACUGCUCACAAUGCGUGACACGCCUCCCUCGCCAGCGUCAUCGUCAUACCUGCCUUUGUGGUCGCACGAGCUCCUGCUGCAUUGCGCUCUAAAGCUUCAUCCAGGACCCCUUUAUAUCCCCAAAUAUGCAACAAAGACACGUUCUCCUUCAUAAACCGCGGCCCUCUGGCAGUCAUUCACCAUCCUUUUCUUGUUCCUCCGUCCUCUUCAUCCCAUGUCGCACCCGACCACGCUGCUGCAGGCCACCAGCCGUGUCAACUCCCAAGCUGAGGAGCCACUUGGGGGCUCUCCGAGCCUUGAGCAUCCCCUGCCGGCGAAACCAGACGUGCGGACCCGCGGCGACCGGGAAUGGAAGCGCAAGCGCGUCGAUAGCCAGAAUAAUCCUCGCGGAGGUCAGCGGGAGGACGCUGGCCGUGCGGGGCACGGUCGGGGGAACAGGAGGGCGCUACCUUUUUUUAAGAAGAUCUCUGCUUGCACUCUUCCACCAUCGACGGACAUCAAGGAGUCGACUGCGUUCCAGACCGGUGAAGGGGGAGGAAGAGGGACGCUCUCGGCGGUGCCGAUGCCUCCCGUGAUGGCUGCUGGUCAGUUAGAAGUGGUACCCGGGGAUACUUUUGAGGACUUGCACAAUCUUGCUCUAAUCGCAACGAUUACCCAAUCACUGCCGGAUCCACGCCAUCUUACAGCUAGAUUGCAGAUCAUUGAACGGGCGAGUCUAGCUUCCACUUAACAUUCCUCAUAUGUGCGGUAGCUGACGCGGAUGCAUUGCAAGGAGCGAGACAAUUUGAUUGAUAGGACUGCCAGCUUGCAACUCGAGAUCUUGCUUCUUCGCAAGCGAGUCCAGACACUCGAAUUCCAGGUCGCUCCGUGCUCCAACAGCCGUCUUAUACGCUUUGACUGACCGCCAGCGCAGCCUCCACGUACCGGAUCAGCGUCCGACGGCUCUGAACUGGAGUCAGAGGCGGAGCUGGAGUCAGAUCUCACCGAGAUUGAGGAUAGUGGAGGGUCGGAAUCGGAGGUGGGAAGCGCCGCCUUCCCGCCUUCACGGUCUGAUAACUGGCAUGACCAGCGGUUCGCGCAUCCAGCGGCUGAUUGGGAGGAAGCGGACGUGGUUCCAGAUGACGCGAACGAAACCGAGGGCGAAGAGUCGGAGUACCAAGAUGAUAGCCAGAGCGACUCUGGGGAGACUUCCAGUCAGAAAUCUUCAUCGAUCAUCGAGGUGCGCAAGCUUCGACCAGAGACGAUGUGCGCUCUCUACUAACCGCGGCAUGAAGAACGUCAGCUGGCUUCCUCCG